AUGAAACCUGCACAUAAUGUGUCUGAAUUUGUUUUACUGGGACUUUCUCAAAGCCAGGAGACAGAAAAAAUCUGUUUUGUGCUGUUUUCAGUGUUCUGUACAGUUAUUGUAGUGGGAAACCUCCUCAUCAUUAUCACUGUCAAGAGGAGUCAGAGCCUGAUUUCCCCCAUGUAUUUCUUUCUGAGCUACCUUUCCUUUGUGGACAUCUGCUACUCUACAGUUAUAGCUCCCAAAAUGAUUGCAGACUUUCUUGCUGAGAGGAAAACCAUCUCAUUCUCUUGUUGUAUGACACAGCUCUUCUUUUGCCAUUUCCUUGGUGGUACUGAGGUAUUCCUCCUCACAGUGAUGGCUUAUGAUCGGUACAUUGCUAUCUGCAAACCACUUCAUUACAUGAACAUGAUGACUGGGCAUGUCUGUGGCUGGAUGGUAUUGGGUUCUUGGACAGGGAGCUUUCUGCAUGCCAUUAUACAGACUCUCUUGACCACUCAGCUCCCGUUCUGUGGGCCUAAUGAGAUUGAUCAUUAUCUCUGUGAUGUGCACCCUUUGUUGAAACUAGCUUGUACUGACACCUACAUUGUUGGCCUCGUUGUUGCUAAUACGAGGAUGCUUUCCUUGACCUGUUUUGUUGUGUUAGUUACAUCAUAUAUUGUGAUCUUAGUCUACUUGAGAAAGUGUUCUACAGAAGGGCGCCUCAAAGCUCUCUCCACUUGCACCUCCCACAUCACUGUAGUGGUUUUAUAUUUUGGGCCAUGUAUCUUCAUGUACUUACGACCAUCAACAACCUUCUCAGAAGAUAAGACUGUCUCUGUGUUCUACACUGUCUUCACCCCUAUGCUGAACCCGUUGAUUUAUACCCUGAGAAAUGAAGAGGUGAAAAAUGCCAUGAGAAAAAUGUGGAUCCAAAAAGUGAGCUUUGACAAUAAAUGA
Molecule: messenger RNA, 927 nt
Organism: Alligator sinensis (Chinese alligator)
Lineage: Eukaryota; Metazoa; Chordata; Crocodylia; Alligatoridae
Product: olfactory receptor 4S2-like
Exons: 1
Coding region: 1-927 (308 amino acids)
Biological process (GO): G protein-coupled receptor signaling pathway
Cellular component (GO): membrane
Molecular function (GO): olfactory receptor activity; G protein-coupled receptor activity
Source: RefSeq, a predicted model, not a curated record